This is a messenger RNA of Diplodia corticola, 1095 nucleotides long. Its product is annotated as aquaglyceroporin like other eukaryote. Gene Ontology annotation, biological process: water transport; glycerol transmembrane transport. Bases 1 to 1095 code for a protein of 364 amino acids. Gene Ontology annotation, molecular function: glycerol channel activity; water channel activity. The transcript has 4 exons. Gene Ontology annotation, cellular component: plasma membrane. Lineage: Eukaryota; Fungi; Ascomycota; Dothideomycetes; Botryosphaeriales; Botryosphaeriaceae. The record is from RefSeq and is a predicted model, not a curated record.
AUGGCGCGGCACCAUGCUGGGACCCCUCUCCAUGUUAGGGAGGACUCUGGUUUUGGUGCGAUUCAUAUUGAGGAUAUAGCCGCGCCGGCUACCAGGACUCAAAAAUACCAACCUUCCAGGGGACAGGAGCCGCCGCCAAGGACCGAUAGCGAAUAUGGCGUUGACCACAAGAUCGCUAUUGAGACCGGGAGUGACUCGGACGUUAUCGUGGAACAGGAUGCCCGGCCCACGCUCCUCUGGAGCCGGAUCAGGCGCAUCCACAAGGAAGCCUUCUCAGAGUUCCUCGGCACCUUUGUUCUGAUUCUCUUCGGCGACGGCGUUGUAGCCCAGGUGGUCCUCUCUGAGGCCGAGAAGGGGGACUACCAGUCCAUCUCUUGGGGCUGGGGACUCGGCGUGAUGCUCGGCGUAUAUUGCUCAGGCUACUCGGGCGGGCACAUCAACCCGGCCGUGACCUUCGCCAACUGCGUCUUCCGCAAGUUCCCGUGGCGCAAGUUCCCCGUCUACACGGCGGCGCAGGUGCUCGGGGCCAUGUGCGCGUCGGCCGUGGUGUACGGCAACUACAACUCGGCCAUCGACAACUUCGAGGGCUACGGGGUGCGCACGGUGCCGGGCUACUCCAACACGUCCAGCGCCGGCAUCUUCUGCACCUACCCGGCCGAGUUCAUGACCCGCACCGGCAUGUUCUUCUCCGAGUUCGUCGCGUCCACCGUCCUGAUGCUGGUCAUCUUCGCGCUCAAGGACGACGACAACAUCGGCGCCGGCCCGCUGACGCCCCUGGCCCUGUUCUUCUUGAUAUUCGGCAUCGGUGCUUGCUUUGGUUGGGAAACCGGCUACGCCAUCAACCUCGCUCGUGACUUCGGUCCGCGCCUGAUGUCGUACAUGCUCGGCUACGGGCCCAACGUGUGGAGAGCAGGGAACUAUUAUUUCUGGAUCCCGAUGGUCGCUCCCUUCUUUGGCACCACCUUCGGCGGCUUCCUUUACGACCUCCUCCUUAACGAUGGCGACAGCCCCGUCAAUACGCCUUGGAUCGGCUUGAAGCGCCUCGUGCCUGGAACGGCUGCGCGGAGUCGCCGGGGUAGCGAGAACCCGGUGUAA